AUGACAGAAGGUGGUGGGCAGGAACAGUCAAGAUGGAUAACAACAGUAAUUAUGAGUACAGCUCUGCAGAAUCAUGAAAUUUCUACAGUUCUACAGAGGCAACAACACCGAGUUCGAUAUUCAGAAUCGGUGGAAAUUGGAUCCGUGAUUUUUUCUCUUUCUGGUGUUGCAUUUAUACUGGCAGACACUCAAGACUUGCUUAUGACAGGGGAGGAAGAGUUUUUCAAAAGAAUUCAAAACUUCAUAAACAUUCAUCGAAACAGUUUUUUGGUUUUGUCAGCUGCUCUUCAUGGACCAGAAGAAUGGAAUGUCAUGUUUAGGAUUCAGAAAAGAUUCCUGGGCAGCAAUUUACGUGUAAUACCAGUUCAUAAUACUGCUGAAACUGUUAAGUUAAUGCUAACUAUAGCUAAGAUAACUUCCAAGCCACGAGCAGAUGAUAUUCGUCACAAAAUGGCAACAACAAAAGCCCAAAUAAUAGAAAACAGUCCAGUUUGGAGGAUGCUUCAGGAGUACCAGUUGCACUGUAAUUAA
This is a messenger RNA of Tauraco erythrolophus (red-crested turaco), 531 nucleotides long. It is a transcript of the gene C10H1orf146, whose product is annotated as chromosome 10 C1orf146 homolog. Gene Ontology annotation, cellular component: chromosome. The record is from RefSeq and is a predicted model, not a curated record. Gene Ontology annotation, biological process: synaptonemal complex assembly; reciprocal meiotic recombination. Lineage: Eukaryota; Metazoa; Chordata; Aves; Musophagiformes; Musophagidae.